Molecule: messenger RNA, 1089 nt
Organism: Eruca vesicaria subsp. sativa (arugula)
Lineage: Eukaryota; Viridiplantae; Streptophyta; Magnoliopsida; Brassicales; Brassicaceae
Source: the annotation of a GenBank genome assembly
UUUAUAACUACGAAAAAGAAGAAAGGUAGAAAAGCGCCGCCUAUCUGGAGAAUUUGUAAAGACACGAGGAGGUGAGUCUUCCGGAGACUGCGUAAACCCUAAUUUCCUUCGCGAAAAGGGGGGGGGGGGUUUGGUUCAAUUUCCAUUUCGAAACGAUGACGCAUCAUCACUCAACCGGCGACGAUUCGGAGUUGGAAGUAAGACCUGAUGAUGCUAUACCCGUCCAGCAAAAAGCCUCCUCUGACGCACAACCUCUCCAACAGGAUCCCGACUCUUCUUCCGCCGUUUCUACUCAGACCAUCAGUAUCACCGUUUCACAUGACUCCUCGGAGCACCUUCUUCAUCUUUCUGACCACUCCACUUUCGGGGAUGUGAAGAAAGAAUUUCUCCUGAAAACUGGAUUGGAAGCUAGUCAUGUCAAAAUUUUGUUCAAUGGAGAUGAGAAAGAUGAUGCGGAGCAAUUGCAAGCUGCUGGUGUUAUUGACGGCUCUAUGGUUCUCCUUGUGGAGGGACCGCCUCCUGUGAUGACGGAAGAGAUGGCUAAGGCUAUUGCUGCAGUUCAAGCUGUCACCAGAGAGAUCGAUCAGCUCUCCGAUAGGGUUGUUGCGUUAGAGGCUGCUGUCGAUGGAGGGACGAUAGUUGCGGUGAAGGAGUUUGACAUGACUGCUGAGCUGCUCAUGAGGCAGUUGCUCAAAUUGGAUGGCAUCAAGGCAGAUGGGGAAGCUAGAGUACAGCGAAAGGCAGAGGUACGUAGGAUCCAAAAGUUGCAGGAGGAUGUGGAUGCGUUGAAGGCAAAAUGUUACAGAGCAAAGCCGCAGCUGUAAGCACUGAGUCAGAAUCCUUCGGAUAUGGUGUUGGAAAGCUUGAACCCUCUGCCACCUUCGCCUUGUGCCAAUGUAAACCCAAAAUUGGGGGAGAUUUGACUGAAAUUUUAUUAUUCUGUUGCUAAAAAUAUAUUGCUUUUUUUGGUAUAUUUAAAUUGGGAAAUUACCAGAAAAUUGUCGGCUGGUUGUAUUCUGGUUCUUGGAAUGUCUGUAUGGACUUUUUGGUAUCUCAAUCUGAAUAGUAAUACAUCUUUCUACGAAAUGG